Molecule: messenger RNA, 2243 nt
Organism: Colossoma macropomum (tambaqui)
Lineage: Eukaryota; Metazoa; Chordata; Actinopteri; Characiformes; Serrasalmidae
Gene: tbx20
Product: T-box transcription factor 20
Exons: 8
Coding region: 583-1635 (350 amino acids)
Biological process (GO): cell fate specification; positive regulation of DNA-templated transcription; regulation of transcription by RNA polymerase II
Cellular component (GO): nucleus
Molecular function (GO): DNA-binding transcription factor activity, RNA polymerase II-specific; RNA polymerase II cis-regulatory region sequence-specific DNA binding
Source: RefSeq, a predicted model, not a curated record
GUGUGUGAGUGUGUGUGUGAGGCUGAGUGUGUGAGUGUGUGUGUCUGUUUUUAUAGCUCUCAGUGUUGGAGCUCCAGCAGAUCUUGCUGCUCUGAGUUCUUAUGAUCUUAUGAUCAUAGAAUGUAUUGAUGAAAAAUGUAAACAAAUAAAAACAGAUGAAUUAUAAUGUCCUGCAGGACUGUAGAUCUGCCCAAACUGGAGUUUCGUUUGGAGGUGUGUGUGGACGCACAGUGGACAGUGCUGUGAGUGGACAGUGGACGGCGGUCAGUGGACGGUGAUUAGUGCACAGUGAUUAGUGGUGGUGGUCAGUGGUGGUGGUCGGUGGCAGGAUGGAGUUCAGCUGCUCCCCGAAGCCCCAGCUGUCCUCCAGGGCCAACGCCUUCUCCAUUGCUGCUCUGAUGGCCAGCGGCAAGGAGAAGGACAAGGAACCAGAAGAGAACACCAUCAGACCAGCUGGAGCAGUUCGUGGCGCAGUCUUCUUCCUGCGAGCGCGCGGAUGAGGAGGAAUCCCGUGAGCUGGCGGAGUCCCGCGAGCGCGCAGAGCCUUUGAUCCCGCGCGCUCCCGCCGCGCCCAGCGAGGACAUGAAGAACAUCAGCUGCAGCCUCGAGACCAAAGAACUGUGGGACAAGUUUCACGAGCUCGGCACCGAGAUGAUCAUCACCAAAUCCGGGAGGAGGAUGUUCCCCACUAUCCGUGUGUCGUUCAGUGGGGUGGAGCCGGACUGCAGGUACAUCGUUCUGAUGGACAUCAUCGCUAUGGACAACAAGCGCUACAGAUACGCCUACCAUCGCUCGUCCUGGCUGGUGGCAGGAAAAGCUGACCCUCCACUGCCUGCACGCCUGUAUGUCCAUCCCGACUCGCCCUUCACUGGAGAGCAGCUGCUGAAACAGAUGGUUUCAUUUGAGAAGGUCAAACUUACCAACAACGAACUGGACCAGCACGGACAUAUCAUCCUGAACUCGAUGCAUAAGUAUCAGCCUCGCGUUCACAUCAUAAAGAAGAAGGAACACACGGCGUCUCUGCUCAACCUCAAAUCAGACGAGUUCCGCUCCUUCGUCUUCACCGAGACUCAGUUCACCGCCGUCACCGCCUACCAGAACCAGCUGAUUACUAAACUGAAGAUCGACAGUAACCCCUUCGCUAAAGGCUUCAGAGAUUCAUCCAGACUGACGGACAUCGAGAGGGAGAGUGUGGAGAACCUGAUCCACAAACACUCGUACGCUCGCUCUCCUAUACGGACCUACAGCACCGAGGAGGAGAGUCUGGGAGACGACACACACUCCACACACAGCCGGGGUUCUGCGUUCACAGCCUCAGAUAACCUCUCUCUGAGCUCCUGGGUUUCCUCCACCUCCGGAUUUUCGGGUUUCCAGCCCCCUCAGUCCCUGUCGGCUCUGAGCUCCGGCGGCGGCGGCCUGGCCGGUCCCCUGCCCCCCAUCCAGAGCUCACUGCCCCACUACGGCCGGCUGGGCGUGCCCCUCACCCCUUCCGCUCUGGCUGGGUCCAUGCAGGCCAGUGGGCCGACCUUCCCCUCCUUCCACAUGCCCCGCUACCACCACUACUUCCAGCAGGGCCCGUAUGCCGCCAUCCAGAGCCUGCGCCACUCCAACGCAGUCAUGACCCCCUUCGUAUGACCGGGGGCGCCACCGUAAUAACAAUUAAAACAAUAACAGUAAUAAUAAUAACAGUAAUAAGUUUAAUUUAUACACAAGGCCACUUCACACAGUCAGCACUCACGAUAACAUGCAGCUCUUUUCCUGAGGGAGGGGGUCGACACACAGUGACACCGCCGGAGACCGGCAUCAGAGGCCCAGGCUGUUACUCAAAAGAGGGCGGGGCUACUGCAGCCUUUGUGCUCUUUAGCUUUUAUAAGGACUCAGAAAUCAACACAGAUACAUAAACAUGAAUAUGGUUUAAUUUUUCACUAAAAUACAAUAUCUAUAAAGUUUAAGGGGCGUGUUUCCCAGUUUGAUCGAGCCUCUUUAUGACUACUGCAGCCUCCGCACACCGGACACACGGUGCCACAGCGAGAGCGCCGCCCAUAAACAUCUUACUCAACACCAUUUUACUCCACUGUACAAAUUUAACAGAAUAAAAUAUCCUUUAGUGAGUUUUUCAGUUUGGUUUCAGAAACUAACUCUGCACAACCCUCACUGUUUCUGUGAUGUCACAAAAAACACAGCAUGUAUACACAUUCAGCCUACAGCAGUUUAGCUCCACCCAUUCAGCCUACAGCAGUUUA